This is a messenger RNA of Pseudozyma flocculosa PF-1, 4149 nucleotides long. RefSeq lists its product as uncharacterized. NCBI's taxonomy places the organism in Eukaryota, Fungi, Basidiomycota, Ustilaginomycetes, Ustilaginales, Ustilaginaceae. The coding region runs from base 1 to 4149 and encodes 1382 amino acids. Gene Ontology annotation, biological process: positive regulation of Rho protein signal transduction. The record is from RefSeq and is a predicted model, not a curated record. The transcript has 3 exons. Gene Ontology annotation, molecular function: guanyl-nucleotide exchange factor activity.
AUGAAACGCUUCUUCUCCCGCUUCUCGACCACCCCGUCAAACCCUCCGCCCCUCUCGCCCGCCCAGCCCUUUGAUCAGACCUGGGAAAAGAGCAGCGACCUGCCAACCGACUUUGCUCCGGGCACCAAGCCGGCUAACAACAGCACCUCUCGAUCCACCGGACAGCGUGUCAAGGCGCUCGCCGCAAAGUACGAGUCUCAGGCCCAGACCGCCCCAAACGCUGCUGCUGCUGCCGCCGCCGCCAACGACAACCCCGCCUCCGCCCCUGCAAUUGCGGGCCGCGAUGGCCAGGCGAGCGACGGUCACAAGCCUCUGCCACUACCUCCGAGCCUCGACCUGCGUCUCUCUCCGCUAUCCACGUCCAAUGGGCUCCUACCGCCGACCACCCUUGUCGGCGAUCCGGAAGACGCAAAUGCAGCCCCGGCGCCCGCGCUCGACGGCCUCGGUCUGAGGUCCACGGCCGGGAGCGGGCUCGCCGCUGUCGAUUCCAGGCCGACUCGAGCACCGCCACGGCGAGCACCGAGUGCCCCGGCAAUUUCAGCGCAGGGCGCCGUUGCGUACCACGACGGCACAUCCGGCACUGUAUCCGCGGUGGACGAACGCCACAGGCAAAAGGACCAGCGUCAGCCGAGCGGAAGUAGCCAGGGCAGCGCCCAUGCUGCGGCCGUCCCCAAGUCGGUCGCAUUCGCACCCUCUCCCGAGAAACCAUCGCACGGCAGCCAGCACGGACACGGGCACGCGCCGCCGCCUCCGCGAUCCACCUCGCCGAGCCCCGCCUCGCACAAUCUCCUCGCGGCCCCGGGUUCGCGGCACCUGUCGGCCGAUGGGGCAUCUCGCACGCUCAGCUCGCCGGCCGACAGCGGCUACACCGGCAACUUUGCAAGACCCACCGUGGCCAGCCAGGCGCGGGCGAGGUCCUCUGGCCGCCUCAGCGGUAGCGAGGGGCUCGGCUGGGGGAGUGCUUCGGUCAGCGCAAGCAACAGUGGCAACGGUGGCAACGGUGGCGGCGGUGGCGGUGGUGGCAGCAGCAGCGCCUCGGCGACGCCGGUCAACGAGCGGCCUCCGAGCCUGGUGGCCCCGCGCUCGGCGAAAAUGAGCCGCGCCAAUUCACUGCAAUCGUCGGCCCGACGCCAGGCAAACGGCGCCAAUGCUGGGGCCGGCAGCGAUGUGGAAGGCGUGGCGGCGCUGACGAUCUCGUCGCCCACGAUGAUCGGCAGUCCUGCCUCGGCGAGCACCUCCAGCCUCGGUCAUGGCGGAUCGCCGCACGCCCGCUCGUCGCUCGAAGCCAACAGCAUCCCGUUUGCGAGCCUAGGGCAGCCGGCUCCGCCCGCUCUGCGAUCCUCGAGCCCGAUCAGCUUCGGCACGCCGGCAUCGACGCCCAUGCAGAUCACCGGCUCUGGUGGCUCGUCCUCGGGCCAUGCCUGGCGACCGGACAGCCGACGCGGCAGCUUUGCGCCGAGUUCGCUGGGGAGCGGCAGGGACAGCCACAUCUUCCCGUUCGGGAGCAUCGGCGGCAGGCAGUUUGGCGUGCCGAGCUGGAGCGAGAUGACGCAGGAGGAGCUCGUCCACAACCUCGGCCCGCGCGAACGGACACGGCAGGAGGUGCUGUGGGAGAUUGUGGCGAGCGAAGAGAGGUACGUGGCCGAGCUGGAAAAGGUCAAGGAGCUCUACAUCGAUGCGCUUCUCCAUCCGGACCAAUUCGAUCCCGAGCGCCUGUUCGGGCCACCGACUGCGCCGCCAUCGACAACCUCGCCGAGCGACGCCGUCUCGCCGCGCAUCGACACCGCCCUCGUCGGACCGCAUUCGCGGCGCGAGCGCGAACCCACGACGCCUUCUGACUCGGACCCAGCGUCUGGACUGGCUCUGGACCUUCCGAUCGCCGCGCGCUUCAUGUCGGGCACCGCCCCGUCGAUGCGGACCGACGAGGAUGGGACCGGAUCCGCUUCCGGGCACGGCUCCUCGCUCUACCGGAUCGACUCGGCGGCCCAGGCCCAGGCGGACCGGCAUAGGGCGGCCGGCAACCGAAGCCCGUACUCGGUCGGGCUUCUCAACUCCGUCGCCGCCACCGCCGCCGCCUCGUCGACCUCUACGCCGGUUCAGCACCGGCCUGCAGACUCGCGCCGCAACAGCCUCACCGGCCAAGGGAGUGCAGGUCGCAGGGGGGCCCAGGGCGCUUCGAGCCGCAGCAGCUUGGCUCACGGGCUGGGACUCGGCAUCGGGCCCGGAAGGGCGUCGACCGCACGCGGCACCGUCGCCGCUGCCGGUGCCACGGAGCCGAGCAGCGCCGCCCGGCCGAAGCAGUCGCGCGGCUCCGCGGCGCUGUCCAAGGUGCAAAAGCUGCGCGACCGGUCGCGCGCGGCGGGCGAGGGCGAUCCGAUGGUGCUUGCGGUGCCGCUGCCGCGCUCGCUCAAGGCGGUGCUCGAGUCGAUCUCCGAGGGCCUGGUUGAGUCGCACGCGCUCCUCUCGGACACACUCAAGGCUCGCUACGAGGAGCAGUGGCCGCUGGUGCGCAGCCUGGCCGACGUCUUCAUGCGGUACUCGUACAUCCUGCAGCACUACGCGGCCUACGUCUGCCACCUGCAGCGCGCGCUCGAGGAGCUCGAGGAGGCGGCGCUGAUGGAACGAGCGAUGCGCGGCAAGCGGAUCAAGCGCGAGCGCCUCAGCCACACGGUCGGCCUCGGGCGCACCGUCUCGGCGCUCGAGGCUGCCGCGCUCGAGCGGGGCCACGGUGGGCUCUCGAUCUUUGUGUCGAUGCCGUUCCAGCGCCUCCUCAAGUAUCCGCUGUUGUUCCAGAACCUGCUCUUCCACACCGACCCUUCGACGCACGAGUUUGAGAGCACGGUGGCCAUGGUCGUCGAGGUCGAGCGGCUGGUGCGCUCCAUCGAGGACGAAAAGGUGAAUGCCGAGGAGCGGGACAAGACCCGCGACGCAUUCGCCCGCAUCGAAGGGCUGACGGACCGCCAGAUCCUUCGACCUCGGCCCGAUCGCACACUGAUCGAGGAAAAGGCCCUCUACGACGAGAGCCAGCGCCGCACCGUGUCCGAGUCGGCCCCCAAGGACCUGCUCGGGGCCGCCGGUGCUGGCGCCGAUGCUUCCGACCACGAGGGCCUCGCAGGCAGCGGGACCGACACGCCGUCGAAAAUCGGCGGCGGCGGCUCCAGCCGCUGGAACACUUCGCCUGGCCUCCGCGCCGCGCUGCGCAGCAAGCGCUCCUACCGCAGGCUGUCCGACUUCCUCUCGACAGAGGACAAAGGCGGCGCCUCGACCAAGGCGCCGAGCAUGGGCAGCAAAAAGGACCUCUGGCUCGUCCGCUUCUCGGACGUCGAGAUCAAGUGCCAGCGGGUGGGCGUGACUGCGCUGCCCAUGGUCAGCUCCGCAGCGCUGACGCUCGACGGUGCCGGCGCGACGGCCCCGACGGCGACGUCGACGAUGGCGGCGACCACCGACGAGGAGAGCGCCGAGAUGGACUUUGCCCGCCGCAGCAAGGAGAGCAAGGAGCGCCUCAAGGCGUUGCGCUCGACGACGCUGCGGGCCAAGACGCGCAACCUCUACCGCUUCGUCUCGGUCGUCGCCUGGAGGACGGCUGCGAGGCAGGCAGGCGCGCCCGGUGUCGAGGGCGACGGCGGCGGCAUCGAUGGCCUGCCCACGUCGCACGAGGUCGACGAAGAGAACGAGGACGACGGCCUGUCUGGCGACAGCGACUCGGCCAGCAGCGACGGGCGCAGCAGCGAGAGUACGUCGAGCGGCGACGAGGCCGAUGGGGGCUUUGCGGCGCCGAGCCGGUACCGGUCUUCGCUGGGCCCACCGCCGGUCGUGGGCGGGGCAAUGUCGAACCGCCUUGCGGAACCGCUGGCGGCGACGUCGAUCAACUCGGCGCCCGAGGCGGUGCAGAGCGCCGUGGCGCGGAUGCACGCCAAACGGCGCAACGACAAGUUUGGCGGGCGGAUGCGCGGUGGGAUGUCGGCACCGUCGGGAGCCUCGCACAGCGCACAGGCUGCACUCCAGGUCCAGCCGGCGGCUGGUGCGGGUGCGGGUGCGGGUGCGGGUUCAGGCGUUGGCGCAACGCCGUCUCCGGACUCGUCGGCGGCUUCUGCCAUUGACCCGACGUCGCCCGUCGUCUCUUGCACCGGCGCAGCGCAGGCGGGUUGA